This is a messenger RNA of Naegleria gruberi, 556 nucleotides long. RefSeq lists its product as uncharacterized. The transcript has a single exon. The record is from RefSeq and is a predicted model, not a curated record. NCBI's taxonomy places the organism in Eukaryota, Heterolobosea, Eutetramitea, Acrasida, Naegleriidae. The annotation marks the transcript as partial. Gene Ontology annotation, molecular function: oxidoreductase activity, acting on the CH-OH group of donors, NAD or NADP as acceptor.
AACUUGUCCUUCACAAUCUCUAUUAAAAUGUCUUCCACUUUUAAUACAAUCCUCGUUACUGGUGCUUCUAGAGGUAUUGGCUUUGAACUUACUCAACAAUUAUUAGAUUCCAAUCCAAAUAGAAUUGUCUAUGCAACAUCAAGAUCAUCCUCCGAAGAUCUUGUUAAAUUGCAAGAAAAAGUUGGUGCUAAAAGAUUGAUCAUUGAACAAUUGGAUGUUAAUAAUGAUGAGUCUAUUGAUCAAUUAGUACAAAAGCUCAAAGAUCAAAAUGUUAAGAUUGAUGUAUUGGUUAACAAUGCUGGAUCUGCUGGUAAUGGAGCUGAUUCAGUUCUUACUGCCACAAGAGAAUCUGUCUCUGCCUUGUUGCAAACUAAUACUCUUUCACCAUUGAUUGUUGCUCAAAAGUUCUAUAACAAUCAUCUCAUUAACGAAAAUGGUUUGGUUGCCAAUAUUUCCAGUAUUCUUGGAUCUAUUUCCAAUGUCUNCAGUCAUUCAGCACCUUAUGGAAGUUAUGGUAUUUCUAAAUCUGCUUUGAACAUGGUCACCAAACUUUCAA